GAUACGUAGGACGUUGUGCUCGUGAAUAUUUCCUAGUCGAAGAGUAAGGGUUCUCCUAUCACGUUAUAGUAAUAAGAAAAUGAGGUAGAAUGUUUUUUAAGGACCUGGAGUCCAGCCGGGGUUAAAUUCACGCCGUAGCGAAGGCGGUCGUCUUUUGACUGACAGACCGACCGACCGCCGUGUCAGCAGCUCGCUAGCGUCUGUCCGUCAGUCGCAUCGUAUCACACCGUUCUACUGCCUCACAUACUCCGACCUCAUGAUUGGUUCAUUUUGGAACUUGUGUCGUGCGUGUCCUUCAAUGCCUAUAGACAAGCAGCUCCAUUCGGAGUAUCGGAGCACGUACACAUGGCACGAGUACACCGGACCCCACCAGGAUCAGCACACGGUUGUACGGCGAUCACCGCAGCCGGCUCCAGCGUCAACGAAACAAGCGAACGCGAAACUGCAAUCGGCCAAGUCGACUGAAGACGAUAGCAACGAAGGACCGACUCUGGAGCCAGCCCUACCGCGGCGGAAGAAAUGUCCAGAGCUUGCUUACAAGAGUCACGAGUUUAUGACGGCUGCGGAUGGCAGCGGGAUGGAUUCAAUGGAUUCCAACAUGCUUGCGGAUAAAACUCAGGCAGCUACUGCAGCGCCAGAGCUGCCAACUAGCCAGCUGAGUAAGGCGAUCUCACGAAUCAGCACUGAGUAUCGUUUACAGUUUGCCUGGCCCAGGCGAUCUCAGUUGACCAAUGGCGAUGUCUGUUCAUCCGGCGGACAGGCUGCAGCCGGUGGCGGCGGUGGCAGCGGUAUUGGUACAUCUGUCGGGACAGCAGCGCCUCCGCGGAAGUCUUUGAGCAUGGGAGCUCUGAAACAGGGAAUCGUUCCGUCUGCGCCAGCCCCCGUACAUAAAAAGAGGACCAACGACGUUGACCGCAAGCGGGAUGGUGUACAGCCAUCAGAGCUUGAACCCUUGGUGGGGAGCAAUGGAAUUGAUGUUACGGAUGGGGUCGUUCUUGAGGGAGAGGAACAAGAUGAAGAAUUGGUACAGCCGAAAGUAACGUUCAGGGGCAAAAAAUCAGGUGGUAAAUCCGUAAGGAUAGCGGAAAGAAUUGAAGUUAAAUCAACCAAUCCAGAAGUACCAAAUCCGACCACCAAUAUCGCAGAACUUAGGCGUCUCGCGGACGAGUAUAAGCUUCGGGACUGGGGCCGCGGCUUGGCGGCCGAGGAGGAUUUAUCGUUGGGGAAGCGUGUUACCAGUAAUCACGCGCUCGACGCACUUACGCUUGCCAGAUCAGUUACGAAAGAGGAGAAGGAGCAGGAAAACACAAGAAAGAUCGGGCCUACUCAGACAACCACGAUGCCACCUGCGGGCAGAGCUUCAGCGGUACAAGUCAGACCUUCCUCCGUUCAAACUCGUCCAGUUUAUUCUUUUCUGCAGGAUGACACAAAGAUGGAUAAUGAAAGAGCGAUUGCUCGCGCAAGAAAAGACUUCUUGAUCCGUCAUCAUCUGGACCGCACAACUGGUGUGGGAGAUGGCGCACUACUCCCUUCUCCGACGCGGGAAAAGCUGGAGCCAGUGAUGCCACGACGCCGUGAUGAAUCGAAGGAUGCACGAGAGGAGAUUCAACCGAGGGUCAAAUUCAGUCCGAAGAACAGCCCCAGGGCUGGCCGUUCUCAGAGCCUCGGUCCGACCGCAACCGAACGACGGUCACCAAAGCGGCAGCCCGUACGGGCUCCGUCGCUUACCAAGGAUUCAAAGGAAAAGUCCAAGGAGGUGAAGGACAAGGAAAAGGAAACGAGCGACCGAGCAGUUGAGCCAGCGAGGCAUCCACGACCGACCUCCCUUGCAACCAAUGCUCCCGCCCACCGCCCCUUUCAUCACGCCAAACCUGCAACCGCCAUAAAACCUCCAGUAAAACAUUCAGUUCAUUCAUCCGUCACGCAUCCAUCCGCCUCAGCUACCGCAGCUACUGUCGCUGCCGCGGCGAAACUGCAGGAACGUGCAAAGCAUUCUCUGAAUCAAGCUCAGGUCAAACUAGCUGGUGCAUCAGCUCUCCAGGCUACUGCCGCCCAACCUAAAUCAUCCUCUGAUUCGUUACGAAACGCGUCUCGAGCCGCUAUCAUCCGAGCUACGUCAGCUGAGCCUGAGGUAAACGGGGAUGCAUACAACGGGGAAUCGAACGUCGGCUUGAACGCCACCUCCGUCGCAGCUCCACCUAGUGCAGAAACAAGUCCGUGGCUCAACGACGAGCCUAUUGUAAAAAGCCCACCAGAACCGACGAGGGUCAAGUCUCCGGAGCAGAUGAUAAUGCGAUCACCAGAGCCAGUCAAUUGGACAGUCCCGCUGGAUACUGGCAAGACGUUUACCGUUACGCAAAAUGUACGCGAGGGGGAACCACUGACACGACCUCACAGCGAAGCAAAGACAUGGGGAGCAUCGUCAAUGCCACCAAUGCCGCAGUCUGCAUCUCCCGACUUGGUUGGUCAGCACAAGUCUCAGCAUUCGGGGUACAAAUCACCGGAAAGUGAAAGCGUCUCCCUUGGUAGCUUCAGCGGUCUCAACGGGCAUAAGGAACAAGAUUCUGGCAGGGAGAGCCCCCUACGUGCGCUCGGCACUGACACGACAACUACUCCUACGCCGAUGCCGCAGAACUUCAAGUGUCCUGUCGGCGAGGAAAAUGAGGCACCGAGUGUUGUCACUGACGAAAGAUUGGACGCCGCGGCAGCAGUCAAGCCGGUCGUAGGAACAAAUUUGAGGUGUCUCGAAGAUCCGGUCUUCGAAUUUGAAAGGAAGAAAGAGGCUGCGGUGCCACCGUCCGGCUACCGAGUUUUGGAGGCUGAAGCACCCCACGGAGCCCAAUCAGUGCCACAGGCCAACACCGGGGUAAGCAGUGGUUAUCACGUGCUAGAAGCGCCUGCUGUUUUGGGUCAGAGUACUGGGCAGCAUUCCAUGACCAACGACGUCUUAGAGAAAGCACGAAAUCGUUUCGACAAGUUUUGGGGAAAAGGAGGCGAGAAUUAGACGCGACCUUAGCUCCGUCGAACUGGGCAUGAAUCGAUCCCGGUAGGUAUACACAUGUAGGUUUUCCCCUGAAUUCGAGAUACAUAACGAUACGCUGCGCUAUGAUCCAAACAAAUUUUUCAAUUUAUUAUUAAUCCAUACCGAUCGGUAGACAUCGCAUCCAACAACCGAUUGAGUAAUUUUUACAAGUUGUAUAAAAAAUUCACAUACGUCGUUUGUUGAAGUUUUUCCUAUGUUAUUCUCUUUCAAUUUCUUUCUCUUCCAUUGAUUAAAUUAAAAGGUAGAAGAGUUGACGGUGCGAUGCAAAGGUGCGAUCAAAAUAAACUACAAAAAUAUACAAAGUUUUAUAGGGUAAUAAAAUAAAAAGUAAAAAUUAUCUUGCCGUUAGCGCGAGAAAAUCGAGAAGGGCUUAUUCUAUACCUAUUUAAUUAUAAAUAUACACAGGCUGUAGUAAGCAGUUGUUGCUUGAAACCAAAAAUAAUUAAUGAAUUUAAAAAAAGUUUUAUAAUGUAUAAAUAGAUUGUCAAACUAUUUUUGUUUAAAUAUUUAAUAGUCAAUGUUUUUGGACAAUUUACGUUUUGCAAAUUAUUGUAUACAUACGUUUACACAGUUGUAUUACAUGGUAUUAAAAUGUUCCGUACGAAAAUAUAGUAGCUACUGCUGCUGUUACUGCUGAUGCUACUGCAAAAACCAAACGAAAUGAUCAGUCGUAGCCCAAAUUUCAUAGUCGUUGGAAUCUCAAAUGCUAUAUUAAAUAUGAUAACGUGUAAGGGGAUUUGUGGAAUAUUACGAUUCCAAGUUGGAUUUUCUCAAUUUCCCAACAAACAAAGAAAGGACAGCCAACAAACCAAAAACAAAAAAUUUAAAUAAUAAUACUAUAAAACGAUGGAAACAAGUUAAUAUACAAACUAUACACAAACGUCAUAACAUCGUUAUAUGGUCGAACGAUCUGAAGUUGAUACGGAUAUAGUUGUGAUAAUUCUCUUAUAAGCAUUAUACAACAAGAAGUAUCACUCGCACGGCUCGCUCGAAUGAGGUAUAGUAAUAAAUAUACGCGCGAGCAAGGCGUGUAUACUACCAACACUACAAUAACAUUAAUUCUGCAUACUGUAAUAACUGUUUAAUAAGUUUUGCGUUUGUUGUUUGUUCGAUUUUAAUCAAAUGUAAAGAAGAAUAUGCAUAGUCUCUGAUUCGGUAAGCGCCGAUAAAUUUUCAACGUACAUCGAAAACCAUGGAUUGUUUAUAACCUGUGUUGAAUAUAACGCACUUCUAAGCAUAUGAAAGGUAAGAGUUAUAUACAACAUAUUAACGAAGUAUAGUGAAUAGAAUGCCAGUUUAAGCAUACAUAUAAUUCAGGUCCGUUGAAAAAUUCUCUUUCGUAUCAGGAAUGACUUGCUAUGAUUAUAAUCGAUUGCAAUGAGAAUAUUUCUCAAUCGCAAAUACAACAAACCAGAACCACCACACUCCAUCCAGGUCCACGUCCAAAAACCAUGAAAACCAAUCGUAGAUGAAGAAAUAACUGACUGAUCACUAUUAUGAGUUACUUCGAUAUUCAUUUACACAUUGUAUAAGGAUACAUACAAACAUUAUACAUACACCUAUGAACUGUUAUAGGUUAGCUGGUGAAAUACGUGUCCAUAUUGUAUAGUAAAAAAACAAGAUGAUAUGCAUACAUCUCCGUGUCUUCUUGUACCAACCAGAUAUUCAUCUUUACAUACUUAUCGUAUGAUAGUGCGACGAGAAUAUUGCAUGAAUUAUUAUACGAGCUAGCAACUCCGAUCAAAGCCACAACGCUUGGUCUUUGACUUAAUCUGUUUUAUUAUAUAUCAUAAUUUUCCCUCCAAGAACUAAAAUUCAUGUAAUGAAUCUUAAAAUUCUACCUCUUUACGGAACUCAAUAAUAAUAAUUCUUCCAACGAAAGUGCUAUAAAAUUACACUGUUAUGGUAUAAAACGACACGGAGUGGAACCGCUUAUAUAUUGUAUGUGUAAUUACCAAACAGCGCUUUUUUAAAAUUAUUUAUUCGCCUCUUCCAUUAAUCCGUUUCUUAAUUCUCUUUAAUUGUAAGUGUAGACGAACAUAUUAAUUACAUCGUGAACCCAUCUCAUAUUUACCAAGAGUCAUUUGAAAUAUAACAAUAAAUAACGAAAUGAUGAUGAUGAUAA
Molecule: messenger RNA, 5168 nt
Organism: Neodiprion virginianus
Lineage: Eukaryota; Metazoa; Arthropoda; Insecta; Hymenoptera; Diprionidae
Exons: 17
Coding region: 257-3004 (915 amino acids)
Biological process (GO): negative regulation of centriole replication
Molecular function (GO): microtubule binding
Source: RefSeq, a predicted model, not a curated record